Molecule: messenger RNA, 1085 nt
Organism: Suncus etruscus (white-toothed pygmy shrew)
Lineage: Eukaryota; Metazoa; Chordata; Mammalia; Eulipotyphla; Soricidae
Gene: SERHL2
Product: serine hydrolase like 2
Exons: 11
Coding region: 1-1005 (334 amino acids)
Source: RefSeq, a predicted model, not a curated record
AUGCCAGGAAUAGAACUCAGGUCGUCCGGGGUCGGCCACAGGCAGGGAAAACUCCCUACUCACUGUGCUACCUCUCCGGCCCUCCCCUCUUUUCUUUCAGGCCUCUUCUCCGAGCUGAGAAUGGCUGUGCCCUGGGGGCACAUCGCUGCCAAGGCCUGGGGCCCCAAGCAGAACCCCCCAGUUCUCUGUCUACAUGGCUGGCUGGACAACGCCAACUCUUUCGACAGACUCAUCCCGCUGCUCCCGAAAGAUUUCUACUACGUGGCUAUGGAUUUUGGGGGCCAUGGACUCUCAUCCCAUUACAACCCAGGUCACCCGUAUUAUCAUCAAAACUUUGUGGGUGAGGUCCGCCGCAUCAUGAAAGCCUUGAAGUGGGAGCGCAUCACCCUCAUUGGCCACAGUUUUGGUGGCGUCGUGGGCGGAAUGUUCUCCUCCAUCUUCCCGGAGCUAGUGGACAAGCUGGUGUUACUGGACUCCAUUCCCUUCGCCCUGGACUGUAGUGAGAUGGAAAAUCUGCUGACAUACAAGCGCAAGGCCCUGGAGCGCACGCUGGAGCUGGAGGCAGCGCCCAAGCCUUCCCACGUGCUCAGCCCAAACGAUAUGCUGCAGGGGUUCCUGAAGAACAGAGAAUUGGGGCAGGAAGAUGGGCAGCUCUUGCUACAGAGAGGCACCACCCAGGUGCCAGAAGGUGUGGUGCUGAACCGGGACCGCAGGAUAGCACAGCCCGAGCUCAGCUUCGACUUUGUCAGCAAAGAGUUCUUCGUGCACGCCAUGCGCAGGAUGCAGGCCCAGGUCCUCCUUGUCAAAGCGAGUCAAGGCUUCAGUGACGUGCGGCGAGAGAAUAACGAGAACCAGGAACCCCUCAAUUUCGUCCUGGAAGUGAUGAGGUCCACCUUGAAGGAGAGGUUCCAGUACGUGGAGGUUUCGGGGAACCACUACAUACAUAUGAAUGAGCCGCAGCAUGUGGCCGAGGCAGUGACUGCCUUCUUACAGGGCAGGGGGUGAGGCAGGGCGAGGAUCACUUGGCCCCCCACUCCGCCUGAAGCCUUCCGGGAUAUCAAUAAAGCGCCACGGUCUGAACUGCC